AUGGCUUCGGCUUCCUCUCAGGCUGAAUCUUCGGGCAGCCAGCCAAUCCGUAUUUGCGAAGGGAUUGACGGAUACGGAACCGCGCUGGGCAGGAAGGCUCCGGGUGGAUGCGGCUAUUCCGAGCCUUCUCCCCUCAUCAUAGCCAGUUGGCCUGACUCAUGUCUCAUCACGUCAGAACUCAGUGAAAGCCGACCAAGAACAUCAGCCAUUUCCCGCCCGUUUUGCACUUCGACGCCGCAGAACGACGCUGAUGACGGCAAGCCACGCCAAAACGACGCAAAAAGAACGAUUAUGUCAUUGGCGGGAAUAUUCGCGUAUGAUUGGCUGCAGUGGAGGCGCCCAGGGAGCUAUGCGCCACACCUUGUCCAGUCAGCCUUUUAA
This is a messenger RNA of Coccidioides immitis RS, 381 nucleotides long. RefSeq lists its product as uncharacterized. Lineage: Eukaryota; Fungi; Ascomycota; Eurotiomycetes; Onygenales; Onygenaceae. The record is from RefSeq and is a predicted model, not a curated record. The transcript has 2 exons. Bases 1 to 381 code for a protein of 126 amino acids.